CCUGCUGCUAGGAGAACGGUAAUAACUGUACCGCAGUGAAGAACUGGACAAAACAACAAGACACUGGCUGAACUUCCCAGCUACCUGGCCCUACUCAUCCCAUUCUCCAGACAGACAGUGAGGCAGGAUGCUGGGUCUGUGGUGCGUGGGUGCCCGACUGGGCAUUCUCACUCUGGUGCUGUGCUGCACACUGGCUCCCUUACCUGCACACGCAUACAUCUAUGCUCAUUACAGCAAUAUGACCAACAUGUUGUUUGAGGACCUGUCUGCCUUGUUUGGAUCAUCACUACCCAAAGAGGGACUUAUGGGUGUGUUAGUAGAGUCCCGUCCACUCAACGGCUGCACUCCGAUAAAACCUCCACCACCACGGCCCACAUCUAGUGAUCCCAACACUACCACUACUAAGUACAUAGUCCUCAUCCGACGCUAUGACUGCAAUUUUGAUAUCAAGGUGCUGCAUGCACAGCAAGCUGGAUUCAGUGCAGCCAUCGUUCACAACAUGUACUCAGAGACUCUACUCAACAUGAACUACAGCAAUGAAACCAUUGCAGAGGAGAUUGAGAUCCCCUCAGUAUUCACCAGCUACUACGCCUCGCAAAUUCUCAGGACCUUCAUCAUUCCUGAACAAGGGGCCUAUGUGAUCCUCAAGCCGGAAUUUGCCUUCCCACUCUCGUACUAUCUCAUCCCCUUCACCGGAGUGGUGGGCAUGAUCAUCCUUGUGAUGGUUGUCUUCCUGAUUGUGCGUUGUGUGCAGUACAGGAAAAGGAUGAGGAAAAAUAAGCUGACCAAGGAACAACUAAAGAGGAUCCCCAUUCACAAGUUCACUAAAGGUGAUGAAUAUGAUGUUUGUGCUAUUUGUCUGGAUGAGUAUGAAGAGGGAGACAAACUGCGAGUUUUGCCUUGCUCACACGCGUACCACAGCAAGUGUGUGGAUCCCUGGCUUACAGGGACUAAGAAAACUUGCCCUGUGUGCAAACAACGUGUAACCCGGCCCAAUCCGGAGUACUCUGAGUCCGAGUCUGAGGAUGAGAGGGCAAGUGGUCGAGACGAAGAGGGGGGGGGGGGCGAAGCUGACACCGAGCGCACCCCUCUGCUCCGCCCCUCCAACCCAGGCUUCCCCUCUGGCAAUCCAGGGGCCUAUUCUGCCACUGUCACUACAGUAACCACCGCCCAGUGCCUAGGCUCUCCCACUCACUGUGACUCGCCCAUCCUGGAAUAUGAGGGCUACUACUCCCCUCAGGAGGAGUCAGACUCUGAUACUGAGGAGGGAGGGGUGGACUCCCACCCCUCAGACGAUGACACUGCCCAGCUCAUUGGUAGGGGGCACAGUGGGGGUCUGAGAGCCUGGAGGCAGCUGAGAUUAAAUUACUUUGUGCUAGCUGAAAAGAUCCAGUCUUGUCACCCAUGCACUCUAACCUCCCACCCCCCCUCCUAA
Molecule: messenger RNA, 1435 nt
Organism: Coregonus clupeaformis (lake whitefish)
Lineage: Eukaryota; Metazoa; Chordata; Actinopteri; Salmoniformes; Salmonidae
Product: E3 ubiquitin-protein ligase RNF167-like
Exons: 11
Coding region: 128-1435 (435 amino acids)
Biological process (GO): protein ubiquitination; ubiquitin-dependent protein catabolic process; positive regulation of DNA-templated transcription
Cellular component (GO): nucleoplasm; cytoplasm
Molecular function (GO): ubiquitin protein ligase activity; zinc ion binding
Source: RefSeq, a predicted model, not a curated record